Gadus morhua (Atlantic cod) is the source of this 1090-nucleotide messenger RNA. RefSeq names its product synaptophysin-like. NCBI's taxonomy places the organism in Eukaryota, Metazoa, Chordata, Actinopteri, Gadiformes, Gadidae. Gene Ontology annotation, cellular component: synaptic vesicle membrane; presynaptic active zone; synaptic vesicle. The record is from RefSeq and is a predicted model, not a curated record.
CCCCUCUCUCUCCCCUCCCUCCCCUCUCUCUCUCUCUCCCUCCAUCCUCUCUCCUCUCUGUCCUCUCCUCUCCUCUCCAGUCGUCAGGAUGGAUCUCGUGAACAAGCUGGUUGCCCAAGGGCAGUUCCGUAUCCUGAAAGUUCCGUUGGGUUUCAUCAAAGCCUUACAAUGGUUUUUCUCCAUCUUUGCGUUCUCCACCUGUGGAAGUUAUUCUGGGAUGUUCAAGAUGGCGGUGGAGUGUAAGAACCGGACAGAGAGUGAUCUGAGCAUCGAGGUGAAGUUCGAAUACCCAUUCAGGAUGCACAUGGUGUACUUCGACGCCCCCACCUGCACGGGGGGAAACCCGGAGCGCCUCUUCCUCAUCGGGGACUACUCUUCCUCCGCUGAGUUCUUCGUCACUAUCGGAGUGUUCGCUUUCCUCUACUCCACUGCGGCGCUCUUCAUCUACGUCUUCGCCUACGAGAAGUACAAGGAGAACAACAAGGGCCCGCUGAUAGACCUGGGUGUGACGGGGGUCUUUGCCUUCAUGUGGCUGGUGAGUUCAGCUGCGUGGGCGAAGGGUCUCACCGACGUGAAGAGGGCGACGGACCCCGACAUGGUCCUCACCAUGAUCGCCGCCUGUAGCAACGAGGAGAACCACUGCAAGGAUGUCCACGACCCCGUCAUGUCCGGCCUCAACACCUCUGUGGCGUUUGGCUUCAUCAACCUCAUCCUGUGGGGGGGGAACCUGUGGUUCGUGUUCAAGGAGACGGGGAUCCUGGCCCCCUUCAUGCGGGCCCCUCCCCCGCAGGAGAAGGCCGCUGCACCGGAGGCCUUCGGCCAGCAGGGGGGCUACGAGCAGGACCCCUACGCCGGCACCCAGGGGGGCGGGUACCAGCCCGACUACAACCAGCAGGGCUACAACCAGACUCAGGAGGCGGACUUCGGUCCGGGCUAUGGCCAACCAGCAGCAGCUCCAACCUCCUUCUCCAAUCAGAUGUGAGCAGACAGGAAAUCGGCAUUGGAGCGUACAAAAGGUUGGCGGUCUGCAGCCUACCCAUAAUGCAACGCUCCUUCAUAUCUGCCGGGAUGUUCAUCUGUUGCAUCGGGG